CCCCCCCCCCCCAAACUACCGUUCAUGUAAAACGCACUUUUCUAUUAAUGCUCCUCUCAGAUGCUCUAGCUGAGAUUUUAGCUUCUGCAUUGCCUCUACCAUUAUAAAUACUACAUACUUGUAUCCCGGUGUUGAUGGAGUUGAUAAAUGUUGAGCAGCAGGCGAUCAUACUCUAGUGUUAGCUUAUCAACGUGAUAUUGAUGUUUAACUACCGUUUGCCUUCCAAAAAAAUGAAAAAGUAUUAUUUCAAGGAAUAAAACUGUCUUCUAAUUUAAAAAGCAUCGAUAGUAUAUCUAAACAUUAUUCGAUACAGAUGAUUUUCUCAACCUGUGAUUUCCGAGAAAUCAAGAGGAACCUAAACGCAACGUCAGUUAAAGUGGACGGCCAAGCUAGCGCUAACUCGACCAGCUGGUCGAUUUGAGUAAUCAUUGUAAAACUAAAAAUUGACACAGCUUUUGUAAAUCAUUAGAGUUAAAGUAAUUGGGUGUUUAGUCAUAUACACCUUAGAUGGUUAACUUUAAGAUAUCUAAUCGAUGAUUGGUCGAUGCACCGCCUCAUGCUAAAAACAAAGCAGAAACUAAAGCUAGCUUGUUUUCUGAUUAGCCUUCCAGGAUGAGGUGCACGCUGAGCUCGCGGCUGCUUUUAAAGCACUUGGACAGGGAAUUGAUGCACUUCAUUUUAGCUGUGCUCCUCUUAUAUCCCGAUGCAUACCGGCCCGGGGAGGCGUGCGCAGCCGCGGCGGAGAGCGGAGGGACCAGCCCCGAAGCCCUGCUGCUGUGCCGGGCGUGCGGACACGAGCUGGCGGGCGGGACGGAUAUCCACUUCGUCCCCAGCAGGCUCGCGCUCUCAAGUCGCAACCACACUGUGGUCGGGGGUCGACGGGUCAACAUCCAGAUGUUUGAAAACCCACACGGACACCAGUUUGAGGUGAUCACCUUCAGAAAGGCGGAUGUUACCCUUCACUGGCCGGCAGAGAAACACUUCUCCUGGUUCCCAGGUUCCUCGUGGACCGUGGCCACCUGCCCCAGGUGCGCCACUCAUUUAGGUGGGUAACAGGGAAUUUGAUAGAGAUCAAUGACUAAAAGUAAAAUACAGACGGUACUUAAAAUACGAAAGAAGUGAACAGUCAAACACUGUUUUUGCCACGUGUUCACUUAGCUGUUAAAUAAUCUUUUAUUGGACAAUGUGGCUAAACACAGCCCAAAAAAAGAAAAUUAUCGACGCUGAAAAUCACUUUAAACUGUCAGAAAAUGUGGACCUACGAUGUUGUGAGAAUGAGUAGGUGCAUCGUUGUGGUCCAUUGUUAUGGACACAGUAAACAGGACCCUAUUUGGAGGCCCCAUUUACAUUUUAUACAUAUUUUUCACUAUAAAAAUAAUUGUGAGAUGGUUCACAAAAUUUUGCUCUUCAUGUAAUUUAAUAAAGGAGACUAAAUGACUUAAAUUUCAAUCCUCUCAAAGCUAAAUGUCUAAAUGUGUAGAAAUGUUAUUUUCAGAGUGGGAAACUUAAUACUUGUCACCUCAGGGGUGUACUGAGUGUUCAAGUGUACACACACAAAUGAAUAUUUACCUUCAGUCUCCCUCAAUCAUGCUUAAAUAAACUGAUAUUAUAGAAUCACAUGCCACUAUUCCUGUUUGUAAACUUUUCACUUUAAAAGAUAUUUUUCAGAGGCUGAACAGAUACCAACACGUCACAGUCCAUAUGGUUGCAUUUUAAACUAGAAAAGCACUCUGAGAGUGCAGACCUCCGCCAAGCAGCUCAUGUCCCCCCUUAUAUUGUGAUUCACACCUAAACUUUUACUGUUACGUGUCUUUUAUUAACUUUUAUUUGUAUUUAAACUGGUAUGUUCACUGUUCAUAAUGUUCCUAAAACAACAAAGCUCAUAUUAGAUACAUAAAUGCAUGAUUUAUUAUGGAAUAUUUGUAAGUGUACACUUCCUUAUAUCUUCAUUGGUUAUCUUUCAGCAUUGAAAAUUCCAACAACACCCUUAUUUUUGUGUGUUCUUGAUCACAGUAUCCCGAAUUUUGUCUGGAUCAGAUCAACCUUUGACACCUCAUAAAAGUCAUUGAGAUCCUUUUGUGUAAUUUUUUACUAAAGACUCUGGCCAUUUUUGUAGAGUUAAAUGCAAAAAUUCCAAAAUGUGCCCUAUCUCACAAUGAUAAAGAAUCCUUCAAAAAAUUCCUGGAUCCAGAAGGCGAUCCAGAUCACCACCAAAAUGUAAUGGAAUCCUCCUGGGGCUGAGACGCACCUCUGGUGAAAAUUUCAGGUCAAUCUGUCUGUAACUUUCUCCGUAAAGUGGCCAACCCCUCAGGAGACACCACUGUUACCACAGUAAAUCACACUUUAAUUAUAGAUAAGUACUCAUAAGAUAAACUUAAGUAUAAUUUUGGGAUUUAUUGAGGCUUGGACCAUUUUUCAUUUCAUUUUAAUAAUUAGAGAAGUUGUUGAUAAGUAUUAAAGCUCUUGCCAGUUGUUUUUUUUUUUUUUGUAGUUUUUCCAAGGCAGCUGAAGAAAUAUCCCCAUUUUUACAUUUAAAAUAUUCUCAGUAAAAAGUAAAUAUGACUGUCAAAGGUCGACAGGAGAUUUUUUCAGAGACCCAAAAAAGGGCUUUUGUAGCCACCCGGUGACCACUGGAAUUCUUUAUCAGUUAAGUUUCUUUAGUUUGUGUCACCAAGAGUGAAUGAUUUGUUACAGGUAUUUGAAUGUACUAAAUGUUUGUAUGUCCUGUUUGGAAACAUACCUAAUAUAUGUAGACUAUAUUAGGUACGUUUAUGUAUGUGGAAAUAUAGCUAUAUCUAUUUAAUUAUCAAAUAUAUCACAAGAUAUGUUGUUUUACAAAAAGAAAGCUGACUAGAUUAUUAGUUAUUCAGUAAAAGGGUGUGAUUUAAGUCUUACCUAUUCCCCCUCUGAUACAUAACCAGACAUUUUAGUGGUGAAAAUAGUUUUUGUAUUUUGCUUUGUUUUUUUAAUAACAAAAUAAAACUUAAAUGUAAUAAAAGUUAAUCACAGAAGCUUUUUAUUUCAAAUAUAUUUGACUUUAUACACAUUAACUGGGUCUAAAUAGUAAGUUUUAAAAUUUGCGUCAGUUAUAACUUUAUUUAGCCUCAAUGUUUGUUUCCAAUAUUUAAUAAAACCCCUUGAUCUAAUAAUCCGAAAAACAACCGAAAUUUACUCUGAAUUACAUACAAGCAAUCAAGUAAUUUAGGGUAAAUGUCCUUAUUUUAACUGCUGUAGUUUAAUGGUCAUGAUUACCAACCCCAUGAUUACAUAUGAAGUGUGUGGAGCUGGAUGGCCAGACCUUUAAAUUCACCAGCCUCAGGAAGUUUUACAUUCUGCUCACAAAUACUGAAGAUUGGGAGUAAGUCAUUCAUACAGAUUUCUCUGCCUUUAAAGAUGUGAAGUUUCACACGCUGCAGGAACAAGAGGGAAAAGGGAUACCUUUGUUUUCUUUUAAUAAGACUCAUUUACCCUCUGUGCUCCUGUUAGAUUUUUUAUCAUGCAUGGUUGCUCAUAACUGAACAAAACUCACUUUUUUGUUUUUCUCACUUCAGGUUGGGGUUUCCAGCCGAGCAGCUGGCCAGACACAAUCACAAAGACCAAAUUCGGGGAGGCGGAGGAAACCUUCUUAGCUCUAAUCACAGUCCGUCUACUGAGUGAAGACUUCGCUUCCACAUUGCUAGUGACUCCAAAAUCCUUUAUAAGCUGAUGGACUUUUGACUGCACGAUAAUCCAGGUGCCUUUGUUGCUACUUUAAUUUUAAUAAAUUUCUAUGCACCCACCAAACUCCCAGAUGUGUAAACACAGUAAGUUUUAUUAUUAUAACAAAGCAAGUUGCACACCUUAAAUUUAAAACAGUUUCUUUUCCCCCAAGCGGAAAAGGAAAGUUUGAUAACUUCUCCGAUAACAGUUGUUUUAUAUAUCCACGAAGCAGUGGGGGCCAAAAUUUACAAGCUGUUUUUUUUCCAUUUUGUUCUUUAUUAAAAAUGUCAUUUCAAAUCUCAUGGAUAUCUGUAAAACAAUACAAUGAAAAAAAAAAGUCCCAUAGAAAUGGUGUCAAAAUAACCACUCUCCCCAAUAACCAACAUACUC
Xyrichtys novacula (pearly razorfish) is the source of this 4089-nucleotide messenger RNA. The record is from the annotation of a GenBank genome assembly. NCBI's taxonomy places the organism in Eukaryota, Metazoa, Chordata, Actinopteri, Labriformes, Labridae.